Messenger RNA from Exophiala viscosa, 1052 nucleotides. RefSeq lists its product as uncharacterized. NCBI's taxonomy places the organism in Eukaryota, Fungi, Ascomycota, Eurotiomycetes, Chaetothyriales, Herpotrichiellaceae. The transcript has a single exon. The coding region runs from base 126 to 872 and encodes 248 amino acids. The record is from RefSeq and is a predicted model, not a curated record.
CGAGGUAUCUAAAGUUAGGGAUACGGUAGCGUUGAUAUACGUACCUUUAUCAAUCAAUCACUUUUCACGUGUUUGCUUCAAUCAUUGUUGCUUAUGAGAAUUAGCACGUGUACAAAUUCGCAAGAAUGUCAGGCCAGCGCGAUGUUAGCAUGGUGCUCGAGACACACACCAGCCUUGACCCGUCACAAAAAGAUAUCUCUGAGCCUCCCAAAUCAUACACCUACUACCAUGCCGGCCCGCUGUUUACCAUGGCGGAACUGCAUACCAACACGCUACUAUCUCAGGCCAUCCAGCGAAAAUCGUCCGGAAAGUUCAUUGGCAUUCUGCCACAAGAUCUCGAACAACGAGAUCAAAGUCCGCACGCGAUAAGAGACGAGGACCUCCGUGCACUACUGUCCUGUGACCUUGGCCUAUUUACAUUCGAUGGGGCCGAACUCGACGCAGGCACCGUGGUCGAAUACAUGUUCUCCAAAAUGGCGGACAUUCCUGCCGUCGUUCUGCGGUCGGAUUUUCGAGGUUCUGGUGACCAAGGCUCGACAGGUGACGCUUGGAACUUGAUGAGUUCCAACUGGCCCCGGACUGUGGGCGUGUCUGUCAAUUCUCUCGUGGAGUAUAAGUCUGCUCUUGCCAAAACUCUGUCACGGCUCGAAGUCACCAAUCCAGGGGACCUUGUCAUCGAUCAAGUUGCUCAAAAGGUGAUUGAUGGCUUCGAGAAGGUCCUCCAAGAGCCACCAAGGAUGCCCAAGGAGUUGAGGGAAAGUGUUUACCAGUGGCUGGCGCUUAUGCCCGGCUUCAGAGACGGGAGCAAUCACCGGAACGUCGAGAUUCUUCUCAAAUUAUGCGGACAGAAGCAAGCCAGUGGAUUAUUAUGACAGCAACCUCUCGAUUGUCAUAUUGAGAGGUUGACCAUUUGCAAGAAGUGUUGGUUGCAGGAGCAAGACCCUAUAUACAAGUAUUAUUUGGCCUCUACGUUGGCCAGUUCUGGUCUUUCUUGUAUACACUUACAACUUUUGCCCGGCCACAGAGCCUGUACUCGGGGUACUCUUUCCGAU